Molecule: messenger RNA, 3220 nt
Organism: Acanthopagrus latus (yellowfin seabream)
Lineage: Eukaryota; Metazoa; Chordata; Actinopteri; Spariformes; Sparidae
Gene: hspd1
Product: heat shock 60 protein 1
Exons: 11
Coding region: 160-1890 (576 amino acids)
Biological process (GO): positive regulation of interleukin-6 production; positive regulation of type II interferon production; protein import into mitochondrial intermembrane space
Cellular component (GO): mitochondrial matrix; mitochondrial inner membrane
Molecular function (GO): ATP binding; protein-folding chaperone binding; ATP-dependent protein folding chaperone
Source: RefSeq, a predicted model, not a curated record
CGGGGCUUGCCGGUGAAAUACCCGGAUGUGAUGGGCCAUGUGCAGUCCUCCCUCGGCAGCUUAUUUGCUCCAUACCGCUGUCCUUAGUUCCAGUCGUUAUAUCAUUCCGUCUUGCAGACGAGCACCUUGAAGCCGCCACACGCUUUUUACCUCAUAAAGAUGUUCCGUUUACCCACAGUCAUGAAGCAGGUGAGGCCUGUGUGCAGGGCACUGGCUCCUCACCUCACACGAGCAUACGCAAAGGAUGUGAAGUUUGGAGCUGAUGCUCGUGCCCUCAUGCUGCAGGGAGUGGAUCUGCUGGCUGAUGCUGUGGCUGUCACCAUGGGCCCAAAGGGUCGCACUGUCAUCAUUGAGCAGAGCUGGGGCAGCCCAAAGGUCACUAAGGACGGUGUGACAGUGGCCAAGAGUAUCGACCUGAAGGACAAGUACAAGAACAUUGGUGCCAAGCUGGUGCAGGAUGUGGCCAACAACACCAAUGAAGAGGCUGGUGACGGCACCACCACCGCCACUGUGUUGGCUCGCGCCAUCGCCAAAGAGGGCUUCGACACCAUCAGCAAAGGAGCUAACCCUGUGGAAAUCCGUCGCGGAGUCAUGAUGGCUGUUGAAACUGUCAUUAAUGAGCUGAAAAAUCUCUCAAAACCAGUCACAACCCCGGAAGAGAUCGCACAGGUUGCUACAAUCUCAGCAAAUGGUGACGUGGAGAUUGGUAACAUAAUUUCCAAUGCCAUGAAGAAGGUCGGCCGCAAGGGAGUCAUCACUGUCAAGGAUGGGAAGACUCUGCACGAUGAGCUGGAGAUCAUCGAGGGUAUGAAGUUUGACCGAGGUUACAUCUCCCCUUACUUCAUCAAUUCUGCUAAAGGCCAGAAGUGUGAAUUCCAGGAUGCCUACCUGCUGCUCAGUGAGAAGAAGAUUUCCAGCGUCCAGAACAUUGUGCCAGCCCUGGAGAUUGCCAACCAGCACCGUAAACCGCUGGUUAUUGUGGCUGAGGAUGUGGAUGGAGAGGCCCUCAGCACCUUGGUUCUCAACAGGCUGAAGGUUGGGCUUCAGGUGGUGGCUGUUAAAGCCCCAGGCUUUGGAGACAACAGGAAGAAUCAGCUAAAGGAUAUGGCCAUCGCCACAGGAGGCACUGUGUUUGGAGACGAGUCUCUGGGCCUUGCUCUUGAAGACAUCCAGGCUCAUGACUUUGGUAAGAUUGGUGAAGUGCAGAUAACCAAAGAUGACACCUUGCUGCUGAAGGGAGGAGGCAGCCCAGCGGAAGUUGAGAAACGUGCAGCAGAGAUUGCUGAGCAGCUGGAGAGCACCACCAGUGACUACGAGAAGGAGAAACUCAACGAGAGGCUGGCCAAGCUUUCUGAUGGAGUGGCUGUGCUCAAGAUCGGAGGAACAAGUGAUGUUGAGGUAAAUGAGAAGAAGGACCGUGUGACAGAUGCUCUGAAUGCCACCAGGGCUGCUGUGGAGGAGGGUAUUGUACCAGGUGGAGGCUGUGCUCUGCUGCGCUGCAUCCCCUCCCUUGAUACCAUCAAGACUGCCAAUAAUGACCAGAAGAUUGGUGUGGAUAUCAUCAGACGGGCCCUUCGUAUUCCUGCUAUGACCAUCGCUAAGAAUGCAGGUGUGGAGGGCUCACUAGUUGUGGAGAAGAUCCUGCAGGGAUCAUCUGAGCUCGGCUACGAUGCCAUGCUGGGAGAGUACGUCGACAUGGUGGAGAAGGGCAUCAUUGACCCCACCAAGGUGGUGAGGACAGCCCUGCUGGACGCUGCAGGAGUAGCGUCUCUGCUGUCCACAGCUGAGGCUGUAGUUACAGAGCUCCCCAAGGAGGAGAAGGAUAUGCCAGGCGGCGGCAUGGGAGGCAUGGGCGGUAUGGGUGGUAUGGGAGGUGGCAUGGGUUUCUAAGCCAAUCCCCCUGACUCACUGUACAGACUAAGGCAAAGUGGUGCUGAAGGUGGCUGAGGAACAAAAGAUAAUCCUCCAAGAACCGGCACCCACCUCAACCACACUUUGCCCAUCCAGACUGUCUAACCGGCCAUGAGUAUGUUGGAGCUGCAAACAGUUGAUGACCCCCACUACUUUACAUGAUUCUGCCUCCUGCCCCUUUGUCUGGGUGUCUGGAGGAGCCAGCCUUGCCUGACUCUGUCGUCCUCUGUCCCAUUCACCCAGUCUGCUCAAAAAAACUGAGGAUGAGUGACCAAUGCUAUCAGUUACUACAUCAGAAUCCUCCUCAGCCAUCAACAUCUGCACGAAACUCAGCCCAUCAUGUAAAAUACCAGAGAGAAAACUGCUUAGACUGGAGAGAUCUUUUCAAUCUCUGUAAGAGGUAGUAAGUGAUUAAAGUGGUCUAAGCAGAAACUAAUAUAGUAUACACAUUUAUAAUGCUGUGGUACCACAGAGGGAGAGAACGAGAAAAGAUGCCUUGCCAGGAUUGGAACUGUCCUUUUUAUUUGUGUCAUGUUAAUUGUUUUUGUUUUUUAUAUCUGUCAUGUUCAUUUUUCAGCUAAUAUUAUGUAGGUUAAGGUCUGUCAUUUAAUUAAACAAAUUAUUUCUCACAGAGCUUGAGCAUUUUCUGUGACUUUGUCCUUGAAAUAGUGACAUGGUAUUGUAUGUCUGAUGUCACAUGUUCCCUUGUACAUGACCACAGUUGGAUGAAGAGUGCCUAAAUAACCAGAGCCUGAGUAUCACCAGGGGCCUGUUUAAAAUGAUGUACUACAAUUGAACUAAUGUUUACUGAGGUGUGUGGCACAUUUGUCUUGGGGAGACAUUUUCAUGCAUGCAGGUUUUGUGAGUUUUUAUCUGACCAGCAGCCUUUAGGUCAUUCACCUUCAUAGCUGAAUACUGAUUGCACAGUAUACAGUAUGGCUGAUGUAUGUAAGAGCAGAGCAGUGGGGCAGGGUCAUGAGGUAGAGUUCAAGUUACAAACUAGUUUGGACCGUUUAAGGUCUCAGCUACAAAGUCCAAGUGUGAUAACCUGUGGUGUCCAUGUGAUGUUAAACAUUGACCUUCAUACACUCUGUCUUUAGUGCGAGUCACAAAGGGCUGCAAAAGGCAAGAUUAUUACUUACAGAGAGCACACAGUCGGUGGGGUUUUUUUUUCCAGGACAUUAUUCUUUGUAAACUGGCAAAUAGCAGCAAUCAUUUGACUUUUGUUUUGUACAAUGUAGUCAUUAUUAAUGGUGAUUGUUUUGUGAUUUUUUUUUUUUAUUUAAUAAAUUCAAUUGUUCAGAUGUGA